UUCUUCCCAAGCGGCCAUGCCUUUGCCACUGGUUCAGAUGAUGCUACCUGUCGACUCUUUGAUCUUCGUGCAGACCAGGAGCUCAUGUUAUAUUCUCACGAUAACAUCAUCUGUGGGAUCACCUCUGUAGCUUUCUCAAAGAGCGGACGUCUCUUUUUGGCAGGCUACGACGAUUUCAACUGCAAUGUUUGGGAUACCCUGAAGGGCGAACGUGCAGGUGUUCUUGCUGGUCACGACAACCGAGUCAGCUGCCUAGGGGUGACUGACGACGGCAUGGCAGUAGCUACAGGAUCUUGGGACAGCUUUCUCAGAAUCUGGAAUUAACGUGGCGUUUGACACCUCCACCAAUAGACACACGCACACCUUCUCCACUGAGAUCUGGAGACAGCAAUGCUGCAGCCUCUCGCUGUGAAAUAACAUUUCUACUUUGUAUUUACAGGUGAAGUUUUUCUACUUGCUGAUUAUUGCAUAAGUAGGCUUUCUGUAAAUGAAGUUUAAACACACAAAAAGAAUGAAGAAGUGGUAGGUGGGAGAAAUCAGUGACUUUUUCUUUCAAGGAAAAAAAGAGAGAGGGCAGGACAUCUGUUUGUGGUGAGCAAAGCUA
Messenger RNA from Protobothrops mucrosquamatus (brown spotted pit viper), 604 nucleotides. RefSeq names its product guanine nucleotide-binding protein subunit beta-4. Gene Ontology annotation, molecular function: signaling receptor complex adaptor activity; protein binding. Gene Ontology annotation, biological process: G protein-coupled receptor signaling pathway. The record is from RefSeq and is a predicted model, not a curated record. Gene Ontology annotation, cellular component: heterotrimeric G-protein complex; cytoplasm. Lineage: Eukaryota; Metazoa; Chordata; Lepidosauria; Squamata; Viperidae.